AUUACUUUUAAAAUUUAAAAGGAAAAAUUAGAAAUCGAGAGGAAGAAGAGAUGGCGAUGGCGAGGAAGAUAACCAAAGAGGAGGUUGUAGAGAAGCUCAAGGACGACGGUGAUUUUGACCGUCUCCGCCUCAAGAUCAUACGCCGCCUUAAGGAUAACGAGGAAUUACGAAACAACAUGAUAUCCGUUGUCAAGGAGUCAACUGCUUUACAACGACCGAGUGCUCAAAAUAUGAAUACCAGACAACUCUCUGAUGCCAUAUUCAAAGAAGUCGGGAGCAAGAUGCUUAGCCAGCUCUCAGAUGAGUUAUCGGGUAUAAUAAGAUCAGAAGACGGGGUGAAGAAUGAAAUCAGAGAAACAGUGCAAUCCGUCUACGCUACACUAUCUAACCCAGGAGGUGGAUCAUCAUCCUCUAGAGAAGUAGAACAUAAGAUUUCAACACCAGUCACAAAAUCAAGAGCUGAUUACAACACCAGUCCAGCGAGUAAACAAAAGCAAGAGCUGAUCCGAGGAGUUGUAGAAGUAGAAAACAAAGGAGAAGCAUGUAGUGAUGAAGAAGAAGAAGAUCCUGAACUCCCUCCUGGUUUUGGCUAAAAAUGCAAGUACAUUGAUUUUUUGUUCACAAAUUUUGUUAUACAGUAAAACCUCUAUAAAUUAAUAAGUUCGGGACCAUGAAAUUUUAUUAAUUUA
Messenger RNA from Camelina sativa (false flax), 689 nucleotides. RefSeq lists its product as uncharacterized. NCBI's taxonomy places the organism in Eukaryota, Viridiplantae, Streptophyta, Magnoliopsida, Brassicales, Brassicaceae. The record is from RefSeq and is a predicted model, not a curated record.